AUGACAAGCUACUUCGCUGCUUCUAGCCUCCCAGCCGAAGCGUCAAAUGCAAUAUCUCCCCCGGGCGGCGCCAAUGUCGCUCCGCGCUCAACAGCGCUUUCCAACAGAUUGACAAGUGUACUUUCCGCAUCGUACGCCGACUCGGACAUUCGAGAUGCAUUGGAGACACUCGACAAGAGGGGGAUAAACAAUACGGCGGAACAAAGGCGACAACUACGGUUGGAUAUUCAAAAGGAAGUUUUGGAUUGUAAUGGGGAAAUUGUGGCGGAUUUUGGGAAGGUGGCAGAGCAACUGAAUCGGAUCGGCACGGUGAUCUCAAAUCUUCAGCAGACAUGUGCCGAAAUGCGAAAACACAUUACACUCGCGAAACAAGAGACGGCCCCCGUGCUAGACGAAGCAUCAUCAUUACUAGAACAGAAAAAAGAUGCAGAGACAAAACAACGUCUGCUCGAUGCGUUCACGGCACACUUCAUCGUACCAGAAGAAGACAUCAACGCACUCACGCUAUCCGAAGAACCAGUUGACAGCCAUUUCUUCACUGUCUUGUCCCGCGUCAAACAGGUACACAAUGACUGCCAGGUCCUACUCGGUGGAGAAAACCAGAGACUCGGCCUCGAAAUCAUGGAACAAAGCUCGAAACAGCUCAACAUGGCGUACCAGAAACUAUACAAAUGGAUUCAAAAGGAGUUCAAAUCGUUGGAUCUGGAGGAUCCGCAAAUCAACGGCUCAAUCAGACAGGCGCUGAGAGUGCUUGCAGAGCGACCUAGUUUGUUUCACAGUUGUCUGGAUUUCUUCGCCGAAGCUAGGGAAUAUAUCUUGUCCGAUGCAUUCCAUUACGCGCUGACUGAUGCUGCCUCUGGGUCUGUUGGGGAGCGAAAUGUCAAGCCAAUUGAGUUCUCGGCGCAUGAUCCUUUACGAUACGUGGGGGAUAUGUUGGCUUGGGUGCAUUCCGCGGCAGUUUCGGAACGAGAAGCCCUUGAAGCGUUGUUUGUAUAUGACGGAGAAGAGCUUGCGCGAGGAUUCCAGGCUGGUAUUAGCAGCGAGCCAUGGUCCCGGGUGGACGGUGAAGGAGAAGAAGCGGCCGUAUUUGAUGGGCAGAAAGCGCUGAAUGAUUUGGUUAAUCGUGAUCUUACUGGCGUGUCGCGGUCCUUGCGCCAGCGAGUCGAGCUAGUGAUUCAAGGCCAUGAUGAUGCGGUGACUACCUACCGUGUAGUCAACUUGCUAGCGUUCUAUAAACUCACAUUCUCAAAGCUGGUUGGUCCGGAGUCAAAUCUUGUAGAAGUGAUUGCCGGUCUUGUCGAAUUCACAUUCAAACAUUUCGAGGGAUUGAUGAAAGACCAGCUACACAUGCAUUCUGCAGACUCUCACUCAUCGUCACCACCGGAUGAUCUCUCGGCACCUCAAUUCCUCGCCGAUCAGUUGGAGCUCCUAACAUCGUUGAUGAAAGAGUACAACGCCUCAGUGGGCGCAGCAAGCGAUAUAGAAGAUUCGGAAGAAAACGGAUUCACUCCUGUGCUUCGAGUUGCGCUUGAUCCGUUCCUCGAUAUCUCAAAGAACUCCGCACAGGAGGUUAGCGAUCAUAAAGCGUCGACCAUCUACAAGACCAAUAUCCUGCUCGCUGUCCGGGGAGCCAUAUCGCCGUAUAAAUUCGCAUCAGCGACUCAUCUAGCUCCAAUUUCCAAUGUCUUGUCCAAUCUCCGCAUCGAAUUGCUAGACAUACAACGACAAUACCUCCUCGAAACAUCCGGCCUCCAACAACUCCUAACCGCAUUAGAAUCCUUCUCUCCACCAUCAACCUCCACAAACAAAUACCAAGCCGAAUCCUCCAACGCACACAAUCCAAACCUCAAUAUCGCCGAAAUCGCCGACCUCCCCGCCUUCCAACCCUCGGCUUUAUCAACGAUAAGCCAACAACUCGACGACUUUUUGCCGUCGGCACUAAUGGACGCAACUGACAAUCUGAAACAAAUCCGCAGCUCGGCGCUUGUCAAGAGCGUAACGGAAGAAGCGAUUGAGGAAUUCUGUCGCGACUUUGAGUUUGUAGAGGGUAUGAUUAUAGGCGCCGAUGAGGCGAGGGGCACGAAGAUUGACAUGUCGCGGAUUGAGAUGGAGAGUAAUAUCGUCUCUGUAUCUGUUAGAGGGCAUCAAUUCGGGGGCGGUGAUGAGAGUGAGGGGAAGUAUAGUCUACGGGCGUUGUUCCCUAGGACCGUGGGCGAGAUUCGUGUUCUCUUGAGUUGA
Messenger RNA from Talaromyces marneffei, 2238 nucleotides. RefSeq lists its product as uncharacterized. The record is from RefSeq and is a predicted model, not a curated record. Lineage: Eukaryota; Fungi; Ascomycota; Eurotiomycetes; Eurotiales; Trichocomaceae. Gene Ontology annotation, biological process: intra-Golgi vesicle-mediated transport. Gene Ontology annotation, cellular component: COG complex. The transcript is spliced from 2 exons. Bases 1 to 2238 code for a protein of 745 amino acids.